This is a messenger RNA of Purpureocillium lilacinum, 372 nucleotides long. Lineage: Eukaryota; Fungi; Ascomycota; Sordariomycetes; Hypocreales; Ophiocordycipitaceae. The record is from RefSeq and is a predicted model, not a curated record.
AUGGUGCAAUUGCACCUGUUGUCGCAGGCGCUGGUCGGCCUGCCAGUGGCGGGACGACAUUACCAAGCCCGCCGCCGAUCGGCUCCACAGUCUUCACGGAUAUCCGUGAACAGCUUGUCCCAAGACCUCGAGCCUACGGACAAUCUUGCAGUCGGCGAAAUCGAUGAAGCCAAAGCAUGCAGUGCAUUACCAAGCGCUCAGACGGGUCUGCCCGACUUCACGGACGUCCGUGAAGUCUGUGUAAUGCCCCUUCUGGAGCCUCAGCGGUGCUCUGAGGUGGCUUUACUGACCGUCUUGUCCUCGCUUCUUCAGCGUUCUCUUGUCCGCGGACUGCGGCGCAACACCUCGAUAAUGGAGUUCUUCAGAGGAUAA